AUGUCCCUGUCUUCCUUGUGCAAAGCCGGCGGGCCGACUCUCGGCGCUUGCCUCCCCGCCCAGCGCGCCGUCCUCUUCGCCUGGUCGCUCUCAAGCGGCGUCGGCCCGCCCUUCGACGUCGCCUUCUCGUUCCUUCUCACCGCCCUCGCGAUGCUCUCUGUCGCGCUCGCCGCCUGCAGGCCCGUCCGCAGGCACUUGGCGCCCGCCGCUGCCCGCGCACGCGGCUACCUCGGCGGCUCCAGCGCCACCCAGCAGCUCUCGAGGUCUCGAGGGUCGCAGGAGCUGGUCGCCGCGCAGGCUGCUCAGAGCGGCGCGGACAGCGUAACGGCCAGAGAGGGCAGAAGGAGGUAGAAGGUCGGCGCACGGCCGAUGGCUCUUGAGCUGACAGACCACCGCCGCGCGGGUCUCUGUACUGGCCCUGCACUGCCACACUGCGCCUGUUCCAGUAGCGUGGUGCGCUACCUCGUACCUGGCGGUCUUGAGUCAAUCAGUCACAUCUGCAGCACUGUGCGGUGUGCGGAGCGGGCCAGGUAAGGUAAGGUAAGGUAAACUUCUCCACACACACGAGGUGUGGUGGGGCAAGGGGGGGCAACCCUCGCGUCUCCACGUCUAACGACAGGAGCCCCACGGCAUUCAAAGUGCAAGGCCCGUUGCGCGUGGGUGAGCGGUGUGUGCGCCCUUGUCUGUGAGAGAGGCUUGUAUUUUAAGAACUCUUCUCCC
Molecule: messenger RNA, 720 nt
Organism: Emiliania huxleyi CCMP1516
Lineage: Eukaryota; Haptophyta; Isochrysidales; Noelaerhabdaceae
Exons: 3
Coding region: 1-351 (116 amino acids)
Source: RefSeq, a predicted model, not a curated record